Arachis stenosperma is the source of this 2523-nucleotide messenger RNA. RefSeq names its product protein WVD2-like 7. The record is from RefSeq and is a predicted model, not a curated record. Bases 253 to 1683 code for a protein of 476 amino acids. The transcript is spliced from 8 exons. NCBI's taxonomy places the organism in Eukaryota, Viridiplantae, Streptophyta, Magnoliopsida, Fabales, Fabaceae.
UCUAGUGAUCUAGUCUUUCAUGUCUGGGAAUUUAUUUUAGGGUCCUCUUUUUGUCCCAUUGGGGCCACUGAUUCUUAACUCUUCCAUGGUUUGUUCAGUACUUGAGAGUGAGAUAUCAAUGAACGAUUAUUGUUUUUUUAUUAUUAUAAUUUCUUCUUUACAGGCCAUUGUAGCUGAGUAAUAAUUCUUGGUUCUUCCAUUGCUGAAUGAAUUUGGUGUAGGUGUGAACCUUAUCUGAAAGUUUAAAGCAAGAUGGGAGAAACAUCAGCUUCCAAUGAUGGCUUGCAAGCUUCUGUUUCAUUGGGUAGAUUUGAGAAUGAUUCAUUGUCUUGGGAGAGAUGGUCUUCUUUCUCUCCAAACAAGUACAUGGAGGAGGUUGAGAAGUGUGCCACACCUGGAUCAGUGGCACAGAAAAAAGCCUACUUUGAAGCUCAUUACAAGAAGAUUGCUGCCCGCAAAGCCGAAUUGCUUGCACAAGAGAAGCAAAAUGAAGAUCAAAAUGGUAUGCAUAUCACUGGCGAAAAUUCCGGUGCUGGUGCAGUCUUUGAUGUAUUCAACAAACCAGGUUAUGUUGAAGUGGUUAAGAUAGAAUCUAGUUCUGUUGAUGAGAUUAGUAGGAGCUACGUAGUUUCUAGAGAUUAUGUAAGUUCUUCAGCCAAGGCAGAGAAUGAAGAACUGAAAACCGGAUCACAUAGUUCGCAGUUGACAGAUAAGCCUGAAGAAGUUGUCAGCACGAAACAAGAAGAAAGUAUUGAUGUUGAAGUUGAAGAUGUGAAGAAAAUUUCGCAUGUCGUGUACAAGGUCAAGGAGACAGGAAAUGCCGCAGAAGUUGAAGUAAAAGAACUGACACUGGAUCAUACUAAGAAUGUUGAAGCAAAGCAUCUGACAUUGGAUCAUCCUAGGGAAUAUAAGGUUACCCCCAUAAAAAGGGAAAGCAAUGUGGCCAAGACAAAGAAGACAUCAAUGCGACCUACACCUAAGAUAUCCCAAAUUUCAACACCAAGAAGUUCAAGUUCAAAGCCUACAUUAACUCAAACAAAGCUACCAGCAUCCAGUUCUUCUACUAAAAAUGCAGAUUCUCCAUCUUUAUCAAGGAAGCAAAUUGCUUCAAGUGGCCAGAGCAGAAAAGUUGCUAACAAAUCCCUUCACAUGUCCAUGAGCUUGGGACUAAGUAAUCAUGAUCCGGCUCCUCAUAGUACAGUGGGGAAAUCUUUAAUUAUGCAGAAAAUGGGAGAUAAGGACAUAGUGAGACGAGCAUUUAAGACAUUCCAGAACAAUUACAACCAGCCAAAUUAUUCUGGUGAGGACAGAUCCUUGGUGAAAAGACAGGUUCCUGCAAGGGGGACAAAGCCAAAGGUUUCUACCUCUACAGCUCCGCAGAAAGAAAAUGGACAGCCAACAAAGGUUGAGAGUAUUGAUAGAAGAAGUGCAGAUUCUGUACAAGCUACUUCAGUUCUGAGAAGAGAUGUUAGAGCGGAGAAAGGGAAAGAGUCCUUUAGAAAAAUAGAGGAAAAAUCGAAUACAAAAAUGGUGGUAGAAAGAACACAUCUUCAACCAAAAAUAAAGGAGGAAAAAGAGGCAGAGAUAAAAAAGAUAAAACCUAAUUUCAAGGCUUACACCUCUACCAGCAUAUUGGCCAGGACAAAAAGUGUCAAAGACAAAGAGUCAUUCAGAAAAGGUUGAUGCUAAGAUUGGGAACCCUUGGUAGCCGCCCACUGCCACAGGUGGUGAAGGUAAAGAUAAAGAGAGAUCAAAGAAAAAGAAAGAGUGAAAAAAAAAAAAAUCUGAAAUACACCAUUGAUUCAGAUAUAUGAUAGUAUAUCUUAUAUCUGUUGAGGGGAAAUUUUUAUCGGAGCUCGUGAAUCAUGGAAGGACUAGGAAGAAAUUAAUUGAAAAUGGCAUCUAUAGUUGAUAAUUAAUUUCUUCCCUCACACCCCCUUCUACAAUAAGAUUUAGACAACAUUGUACAAUGUCUUUAAUGAUGUUGUUUUUCUUUUUGUUUUAGGCAUACAUUUCUUGUAGGUAGUUGCUCCUUUUACAUAUUCCCCCCUCUUGAGUCUUGAUCCAUUGUAGACCAUUAUCAAACAAAAAUGCUUAGGUUUAUAUAGUUGCAGCAACCAAUUAUCCCAUUCACGUGCAAUAGUGCAAGACCUUCUUGUUAUGUGGGGAAACAGGGUGAAGAAUUUCCAGAAUCAGGUAAUCCAAGACUUGUAAAGUUGGCUACAAGAUGCAGAUUCACUCGAGCUUGGCAUGUAUACGUUCUUCAAUAAGCUCUCUAUUUGUUACUAUAUGUUGAUAAUUCAGUAAGAAUUGUACUAGAAACUUAGAAUGCAGUUAGUUUAGUUCUAUAGGAGUUGCUUUUAGUCUUUCUAGUGUUUAAUACUUCCACAUGUGUUAAAUUCAUGUAUAAGUACUGAGUAGUGGGGAAGCAUAGUUACUACUUAAAGAGUUAAAGCCAAUCCUUGUAAUAAUAUAAUAAUAAAUGGUGAAAGAACUUACUUUUCUAUAUGAUAUCACUAAUUA